Molecule: messenger RNA, 1653 nt
Organism: Meyerozyma guilliermondii ATCC 6260
Lineage: Eukaryota; Fungi; Ascomycota; Pichiomycetes; Serinales; Debaryomycetaceae
Gene: ALG8
Product: dolichyl-P-Glc:Glc1Man(9)GlcNAc(2)-PP-dolichol alpha-1,3-glucosyltransferase
Exons: 1
Coding region: 1-1653 (550 amino acids)
Biological process (GO): protein N-linked glycosylation
Cellular component (GO): endoplasmic reticulum membrane
Molecular function (GO): dolichyl pyrophosphate Glc1Man9GlcNAc2 alpha-1,3-glucosyltransferase activity
Source: RefSeq, a predicted model, not a curated record
AUGUCAUCCAGUGCCAGCGCCACUGUUCCAGAGUCCACUCGGUACUCACUAUGGAAUAUCUGGAUCGUUUCCCUUGCUAUAAAGGCAUUGCUUUCCAUUGGAUAUCAUUCGACUGAUUUUGACGUUCAUCGAAAUUGGUUAGCGAUCACGUAUAAUUUACCAGUUUCAAAAUGGUACGUUGAAAACACGAGUCAAUGGACUCUAGAUUACCCACCAUUUUUUGCAUACUUCGAAUGGGUGUUAUCUCAUCUUGUUCCUAAUUUCGUCAAGCGAGAUGGAUGUUUGGCUAUAGUAGAGAAAGGCGUUUACAGUCUACCAACGGUAAUGUUUCAAAGAUUAUCGGUAAUUGUCAGUGAGAUUGUUUUGUUUUUGUCCCUCCAGUGGUGUGUGGACUCUAGCAAUGGCCGUAGUGAAGCCAGACGUUACUUUGUGGUGGCUGCGAGCUUGGUAUUGUCACCUGGACUUUUAAUCAUUGAUCAUAUUCAUUUCCAGUAUAAUGGUAUGAUGUACGGAUUCUUCAUCAUGAUGAUCAAUAGUGCCCGGUUGAAAAAAUACUUGAUGUGUGGUUUCUGGUUUUCGCUUCUUUUAUGCUUCAAACACAUAUACUUGUAUCUUGCGCCGGCAGUAUUUGUGUUCUUGCUUCGUGCUUACUGCUUGAACCUCAAUCCCAACAAAAAGAACCUUCCAAGCAGAAUUUUGGCCACAGUACGGUGGAAAAAUUUGUUCAAGUUGGGAUCUGUGGUUAUUGCAGUAUUUACCGUGGCUUUCGGUCCGUUCAUUUACUUUGACGUCAUGCCCGCGUUGAUGGAACGUCUUUUCCCAUUUAGCAGAGGUCUCAACCAUGCUUAUUGGGCCCCUAAUAUGUGGGCAAUUUAUUCUUUCUUUGACAGGGUCCUUAUCCAGGUGUAUAAAAGAGUGCCAUAUACUCAGCUUGCCUUGCAAAAAACCUUCAAAUUUAACCCGAGCUUGCUUGAAGACACAGAGAAAUUGAGGCUGUCUACAAGAGGAUUAAUUGGAGAUAACGGGUUUUUUAUACUUCCCACAAUCACUCCACAAAUGACGUUCAUCUUGACACUCUUCUACCAAGUGAUGGCCUUGAUCCCGUUAUUUUUGCAACCCACUUUCCAUAGGUUUGUGGGAGCACUCACUUCGUGUGGUUUUGCCUCGUUUUUAUUCGGUUGGCAUGUUCAUGAAAAGGCCAUACUACUCAUAAUAUUCCCAAUGACAUUUGUGGUUACUCGGGACCGCCAGCUACUCAGCGCUUUCAACUUGCUUGCAAGCUGUGGUUACGUUUCGCUAUUCCCCUUGAUCUUUACUAGCGAGGAAUGGCUCAUCAAAGUGGUAUUCACUUUAUUGUGGUCGAUAAUCUUUUACUACCUUUUCAGAAAUGUUUCCAGGAUCCCAAAGCGAGCUGUUGCGCGCUCAGGCUACUUGUUGGAGAGAGUUAUAAACGGCUACAUACUAGGAUUGGUGCCAUUGGUGGUUCUUGUGAGUUUAAUUGACGUUUUCGAACACAAGUACAGUGCACUCAAAAACAUGGAGUUUCUCAAAUUAAUGAUGGUGAGCGUGUAUUGUGGAAUAGGUGUGAUUUCCAGCUGGAACCGGUUCAGUUGGUUGUUCUUUGUACAUGACUCUAUAUGGAGAGACGACUAA